AUGUUCGGGUUCAUGAAGAAAGUGAAACGAGAUGUGUUCACCUUUGAGGAUCUCACCCGUUUCCCAAUGGUCUUCUAUAAGACAAUUGGUGAGGAUCUUUAUUCGGAAAGGGAUAAGAACCUGUUGCGACGUUAUUUACUACGUUUUUAUCUGGUUCUGGGAUUUCUCAACUUUAAUGCGUAUGUGGUGGGUGAGAUUGCCUACUUUAUAGUGCAUAUAACAUCGACGACAACUCUUUUGGAAGCAACGGCUGUAGCGCCGUGCAUUGGCUUCAGUUUCAUGGCCGAUUUCAAGCAAUUCGGAUUGACGGUGAAUCGAAAGAUAUUGGUUAAGCUAUUGGAUGAUCUGAAGGAGAUAUUUCCCAUGACAAAGGAGCAACAGGAAGCGUACAAUGUGGCGUUCUAUAAAAAGCAUAUGAAUCGUGUCAUGUGGCUUUUUACGAUACUCUGCAUGACGUACACAUCAUCGUUUAGCUUUUAUCCGGCAAUCAAAUCCACCAUUAAGUAUUAUUUUUUUGGCUCCGAAAUAUUUGAACGAAAUUAUGGCUUUCACAUUUUAUUUCCGUACGAUGCCGAAACGGAUAUCACCAUCUAUUGGAUAUCAUAUUGGGGAUUAGCGCAUUGCGCCUACGUUGCCGGCGUAUCCUAUGUCUGUGUCGAUCUAGUGCUCAUUACGACCAUCACACAGUUGACCAUGCACUUUAACUAUUUGGCCAAUACACUGGAGGACUACGACGGGGAUGCUCACACCGAUGAGGAGAAUGUGAAAUUUGCACAAAAUUUGGUUGUCUAUCAUUCCCGUGCAUUAGAUCUCAGCGAGGAGGUGAACAACAUAUUUAGCUUGCUCAUUCUCUGGAAUUUCAUAGCUGCUUCGUUGGUUAUUUGCUUUGCGGGCUUUCAAAUCACCGCCUCCAAUGUUGAGGAUAUUGUGCUCUAUUUCAUAUUCUUUUCGGCAUCAUUGGUUCAAGUCUUUGUGGUCUGCUAUUAUGGCGAUGAAAUGAUUUCAUCUAGCUCUCGCAUUGGUGCGGCCGUCUUUAAUCACAACUGGCUGUCCUGCAGUUCAAAGUACAAAAUGAUUAUGCGCUAUAUAAUGAUGCGUAGUCAGAAACCCGCCUCGAUCAGACCUCCCACAUUUCCGCCCAUAUCGUUUAAUACAUUCAUGAAGGUCAUCAGCAUGUCGUACCAAUUCUUUGCCUUGCUACGUACAACUUACUAUGGAUAA
Messenger RNA from Drosophila innubila, 1221 nucleotides. It is a transcript of the gene Or92a, whose product is annotated as putative odorant receptor 92a. The record is from RefSeq and is a predicted model, not a curated record. The transcript is spliced from 3 exons. Bases 1 to 1221 code for a protein of 406 amino acids. Gene Ontology annotation, molecular function: odorant binding; olfactory receptor activity. Lineage: Eukaryota; Metazoa; Arthropoda; Insecta; Diptera; Drosophilidae. Gene Ontology annotation, biological process: sensory perception of smell; detection of chemical stimulus involved in sensory perception of smell. Gene Ontology annotation, cellular component: plasma membrane.